CUAACACAACUCAGGAUAAUACCUGCCUGAUCUUCUCCGAGAAACCAAGCGGAAAUCAAUCCAAAAGCCAACCAUGAAGCUGUUCGUUGUUUUCGCCCUCUUCGCCGCUGCCGCUUAUGCUGCACCUCAGCUUGUACCAGAAAACAAUGUAGUGCUGGUCAAGGAAACGCCUUCUGACAACAUUGGUGUCGGUGGCUACAACUACGGCUACGAACUGUCCAAUGGUCAGGCUCACCAGGAAACCGCUGAAGUAAUCAACCCUGGAACUGAAAACGAGGCUCUCGCUGUUCGUGGUAGCUUUAGCUGGGUUGAUCCGCAGACCAACAUCAGAUACAACGUCAACUAUGUCGCUGAUGAAAAUGGCUUCCAUCCCCAGGGUGACCACAUCCCCGCUUAAAUU
This is a messenger RNA of Nomia melanderi (Alkali bee), 400 nucleotides long. RefSeq names its product cuticular protein 12 (gene CPR12). NCBI's taxonomy places the organism in Eukaryota, Metazoa, Arthropoda, Insecta, Hymenoptera, Halictidae. The record is from RefSeq and is a predicted model, not a curated record. Gene Ontology annotation, molecular function: structural constituent of chitin-based larval cuticle. Gene Ontology annotation, cellular component: chitin-based extracellular matrix.